UUAAUGCCAAUGUGAUGAAACACAGAGUAGUCAUUCUAAUUUGAAACUUAGCUUCAUUGCUUUUAUAAGCUAGCAGUUCUACUAAACAGUGUCUAAUAAUUCCACCCAAAAUGCAAAUAUUACACAGCAAAAACUCUUUGUUGUUCUUUAUUUUCCAGAGAAGGUCAGCCUCUUAAAAAACCUUUGAAUAUCCGCCUGUUUAACAAUAAUAUUUGAGAGAUUUUAACUUUGUUUGUGCCAUAUUUAAGAGCUAGUUUAACAAACGUACCUGAUAUUUCCCAUAUAAAUCCCACUGACGCCAAUAUGAUUAAAUGUUCCCUACUGUGAGUAAUUGUAGAGACAAAAAAUAAAUACCUUAAGGUGAUUAAUUCAAUGUAUUUUGAGCCACAGCCUCAGUAUAUGUAUUAACCUUACCCAAAGAACCUAAAUGUGCUGCUAAUUGUCCUUUUUUUAAAGUACGGUAGCCAAUAUCUGCCAGUGUGAUGAAACCAAAAAUCCUGUAGAUCGUUACUACUUUAUAAAAACAAUGAUUUAUGGCCAUUUUUUCCAGACUUAACGUGAAUAUAAAGCUGCAAAAACUGUAUACUUAUUACUAAAAUGCACUUUGUUUUUCAACUUUUUCCACAUUUCAGUGUCUUUUCGAUGACGUCUGCUCAUGUAGAGGACCUUCGUGUUUCUGUUGAAUGCUCAGGAGCUACAGACACACCUGGAUACUGAUCAGAUAACUGGCUGUAAAGCAGAUAAAGUGAGGUAACGUCUGGGUGUUCCCAGCAGGGGGUAAAGUCUGCGGACUGUGGACCUGGAGAUCCAGCUUCUGAUGGAGGACGCUGCUCAUGUCCUGUAGUGCUUCCUUCGCUGUGGACUCUUUGUAAACUGACCGUAGAUCAGCAGCCGCCAUGACACCGUCACUCACCACGCUGCUGCUGGUGGCGAUGACAUCACUGAUGACCUCACUGAUGGCGUCGCUCCCCGCGCUGGCGGUGGAUCCGGAGACGUGUUACUCGAGGCAGCACCAGAGCGCCAUCGUGAACGUGAGGCAGGCGCUGACCAUGCCCAGCACGGCCAUGGACGCCCGGGCCGUGACCUCGGAGACAGACUGCAUCCUCGCUUGCUGCUCCGAGGAGGUGAAGCCAGGAGCUAAAUGCAACAUGGCCGUGUUUAACGGCAACAAGCCCGCCGGAGAGGAUAACUGCUUCCUGUUUCACUGCGAGGCGGAGCAGGACUGUCCUCUGAUGAAGGCGCAGGACAACAUCAACACCUACGACAUCUACAAAGGUUUGAUUCAUCCAACCACGCUGAGACCUUCGACCACAACCACCACCACCACUGAACCAACCACCACCAGCACCACUACCACCACACCGGCACCCACUACACCACCAACCACUCAACCCACCACAACAACAACAAAGGCACCACCAACCACCACCACCACUUUGGCGGCAACAACAACUACCACGACAACAACACCUCCUCCACCCUUCAUCAUCCUCGCCACCAUGGCCCCGGUUCCUCCAGAACCAAACCCCACCACCACCACCACCACCACCACAACCUCUCCCACUACAACCACCACUAUCACCCCCAUAAAGAAGCCGAAUAAACCCAGUAAAAAACUGAAACCCGCCAAGAAACUGAGGCCUCAUCCUGCCAUCACCGCCCGCCCGCCGCAGAGCUCCACCACGACACCUCCUGUUGUAAAGACCACCACAGAGGCUAUAGCAAGAACUACUGAAACCACAACUCCCACUACCACUACCACGACUACAACUCCCACUACCACGACUACAACUCCCACUACAACUCCCACUACCACGACUACAACUCCCACUACCACGACUACAACAACAACCACAACAACAACAGCUAUUCCAACAACUACUACGACCACAGUUCCCCCGACCACAACAACCACAACUUCCUGCAAUUCUUCUCCUCCCACCACAACCACCACCACCACAACCAGUCCCACGACCACACCCCUGCCCUCCACCACGCGGUCGACUCUGCCGGCGAGUCUUGUGGUCGUCCCGAAAGACACCGUGCAGUCGGACCGCGCCCUGCAGGAUUCGGACUCCGCGGCGGCGUCUCGGGGGGUGCUGAAAAGUGGCGUGGUGGCGGUCAUGGUGCUCGGACUCGCUGUGCUCACGCUGGCGUUGGCAGUCGGCGGACGCAAGGCGAUGGAGUCGUUCGACCGGCGGCAUUACACGAGACUGGAGCUCAACGACCUGCACUACGAGGUGUGAGGUCGCUCGGGGCUCAAAGACUUUCAGCGAUUGUUCGUCUGACGAUGGUUCGAUUUGACGCUGGCUGAAAAACGUUGAGCUCUACGAACGUUCACCAAUGACCAUUCCUUAGCCUGGAUCUACGAACGCUCGUUAGCUGGGACGUAUGUACGGGGUCUCAGAAAGGACAGAAAGACUUUCAACGACUGUUCAUCUGAUGAUGUUUGAAUUUCACACAACAGAACGUGUGGUGAACUGAAGAGGCGUUUCUCUGAGAAUAAAACUCUCUUCACGACAUUGACCAGGGCUAACGUAGGUGUUUAAAAAAAUGGGGGGGGGGGUUUAUUGAUAUUCUCUGAGAUAAAAUUGGUGAAUUGAUUAUUUUCGCGGAACCUAUACGAAAACAUCGGCGAGGAAAUAAUCUAAUAUUCUCUGAGAUUAAAGUCACAAAUAUACCAGGAAUAAAACUCUGGUUCUCUUAAUAUCAUUAAAUCUGGAAUAAAACAAAACAUUUAGCAAAAGAAACUUAAACAUUUAAGUCGGUUUUUAAGGACUUGGAAACAUUUUAAUUGGACGAUUUUUUUUCUUUCUCAAAUUGAUUUGAUAUUAUUCUCAGAAGAGUAAAGAGACUUCAAUCCAUGAAUAUUCCCCCCUUCCUCGGUUUGGGAAUUAUCAUCAUUAUUUAACGUCGUACAAUCCUGAUCGGCCGAAGUCUGUGCAUUAUUUUAUAAUAACCCCACAGAAUGUCCUUAGUUAAUUUGCAUGUAUUUAAUUGAGUUUAUUGCCCUCAAAUUACAUAAUUACACAAGACAUUAAAUUUAGCCAGUGGCCGUGGUGUAAGAAGGACAAUGCACUCACAGCAUUUAUCAAACGGUAAACCUAAAACACCAGAGAGGAGAUCAUGUCUCCACGUUUAGCUCGUCCAAAAAAUGCAUCAUAAGACAAAUCAACUUUAAUUCUCUUUUAAAAUCUUUUUUGCACGAUUUACCUGCAGCUGUUUCACAUCUUAUCACAGUCAUGUAUUACAAUAAUUAGAAAACAUCUUAAUUAAUUAAAAUAACUUUGAAACUUUUUUCUGCUCAUUUUUAAUUAUUAUGAAGUAUUUGUUGAUGUGGAGAAACUUGAGGUGGCGAUGAACGAACAAACAUACAAGCAGCAAUGUUUUUAUUCCCUGACUCUCAGGAAGCCUCUGUACAUUAUUGUUGUUGUUGUUAUUAUUGUUGUGUAUAGACACCUGCAUGUAUUUUUACUCACAUGCUUCGACUCUGCACUGUGCUGCCUCUCUGUCCACAGCUCUUUUAUAUGACACUGUAUCCGGGUUAUGGAAGGUUUGAAUCACAUCAGAAAUGGAGCCGAAGCAGGAGAGAAAUUCAGAUGAAAAAAGUCUACAUCUUAGAGAUUACUGUGGUGGUUUUGGGUUGAAGGAAAAAACCAUAUUUUUACUAGAAAUAUCACUGAGGAAAAAAAUGCAAUAUUCUCAGAGACUGAGGUGUGAAAAUAACAAGAGAAAAAGUCAUUGUGAUUUAAAACUGCAGGUAUUCUGAGAAAAGGCCAACAUUUUAAGAGAAAAAACUACAUUUUUUUUAUCCUAAUAUAUUUUCUCUGAGAAAAAUGUGUUACAUUUGAGGAAAAACUAUAUAUUUUCUGUUAUAAACACAUAAUUAUAUUAGAAGAAAUAUAUAAUUUAAUCAAAGACCAUUUUGGGUUUUUCUCAUAGAUUUCUUUUCUCAUAAAAGUCCUUUACAUGUAGUUUAAGGUGACAAGUCUCUGGGAAAAGAAAUUGAGAUUAUUUCUUAAAUUAGAAACUGAAUUUAUCUCAAAGGUAAAAAUUAUAUAAGUACAAAUAGCAAUCGAUAUCCUCCGAGAUAUAGGUGGUAAGGUAAACAAGAAAGAACAAAUAAAUGUUGGGAUAUUCUGUGAGAAAAGAAAUGUCAUUUUCUUAAAAUGUGAAGAAAAACAAAUAAGGGAAAGAAAACACUUAAAAAAUAAUCAUUUAAAAUAAUAACAUUUCUGAGUUUGUUUUUUAGGCAAGUUGUGAAGUUUUAUUCUCAUAAAUGUCCACAUUUUAAAUCUAUGAAACCCGAGGUUUACCCUCUGAAUUUCUCCUCUUCUGGCUCCAUAUUCCCAACUGUUAUGAACCUCUCACUGACCUCACUCUCAGUCAUCUCUAUAUUUCUCACGGCUGCAGACUGCAGUGGGGGGGUGCAGCUCUGGAAUCGAUGCCCUGACUUCCUGUGUUUUUGAUAAAUAUGAUAUGCUUCUUUUUGAGAUUGUUUUUCAUAAGUAAGAGUACACUGGCCGCGCACUAUUUUCCUAAGCUGACGAAGAGGAUGAUGAAGAUGAAGAGUGCACACACUGCUGAUGUUCCUGUUUUUAAUAAUCACGAUGGUGACAGUUUGGUGUCUGUAAAGUGAUCUGCAUACAGUCCAUGUUUUCUCUUGUAAGGAUUAAAAAAAUGUGAUUUUUGAA
Messenger RNA from Eleginops maclovinus (Patagonian blennie), 4694 nucleotides. It is a transcript of the gene mansc1, whose product is annotated as MANSC domain containing 1. The transcript has 4 exons. The record is from RefSeq and is a predicted model, not a curated record. Lineage: Eukaryota; Metazoa; Chordata; Actinopteri; Perciformes; Eleginopidae. The coding region runs from base 897 to 2246 and encodes 449 amino acids.